Molecule: messenger RNA, 1060 nt
Organism: Magnolia sinica
Lineage: Eukaryota; Viridiplantae; Streptophyta; Magnoliopsida; Magnoliales; Magnoliaceae
Exons: 2
Coding region: 307-633 (108 amino acids)
Source: RefSeq, a predicted model, not a curated record
UCUAUGGUCACUUGGAAGAUUUCAAUGGUGGGGGUUAAUCCUGACUGUUUCCUGUGGUAUGACCCACCUGAACUUUAGAUCUCACUGAUGUUUGGGAUCAUUUCCUAAAAUAAUCUGGUGAAACGGAUGGACGGAAUAGAUAUAACACGAUCAUCACGGUGGGCCCCACAGAGCUUGGUGUUACAGGGUAUCUUAGGCAAUUCGCGUUCCGUUUUGAAAAUGAUGACACGGGAGUCUAGCCAAAGAUGGCGCGAUUAGCCGACCGUAGAAAGCACAGAGAGAGAAAUCAUCCAUUGGAGAAGAGAGAUGAGAGAAAACCAGCGACGCCAGAGCAGAUCGCAACGACAUUUCAUCUUCUUCUACCUUUCUUUGUCGCUGCAAUUGAUUUCAGGCUUGGCAGACGACCCAUCGGGUUCCAAGCAUGAUAUAAAAGCUGAGAUACCUGCAACAUCUGGUGGUAGCUCUGGGCUGAAGGUAGUGUUCAUAUGCCUUGGGCUGGUAACAGUUGUGGCAUUGUCCAUAUUCCUGCUUAGGCAAUGGCAGAAGAAGAAGAGAGAGGAGCAGUAUGCCCGUCUUUUAAGAUUGUUUGAAGAGGACGAUGAGCUUGAACUUGAGCUUGGCCUACAUGAGUGAGACCUUUGUUCACUCAUCCCUUGAGUGUAAGAUAAUUAAGGUAUGUGUCACCAACAAUUGUAAAACCAAAAAUCAGGGGACUGGACCACUUGUAUCAUCCACAUAUCAUCUCUAGGCUCUGAAGUGUCAUCAUCAUCAUCAUCAUCAUCAUCAUCAUAUCCUUGUCCCAUUGUUAGGGAAAAAAAUCCUACAUAGUUUUGGCCAUAUGAUUACCUAUACAAGGCAUAAAUUUUAUGAGGACAAUUUUAUUUUAUUUUUUGUCGCCAAUGAAGGAAUUUCUGCAUUUCUUUAAAAUCAGGGUUCUUUCAGUUGUGCCCAGAAGUUUUAGUACAUACGGACCACGGUUCUUCAAAUUGAUGGUUCUGCUCCCCCUUGCAAGUAUGUUAUAUCUAAUGAGAAUUGUUAACGGAUGUGAAUGUAGGCCAUA